Molecule: messenger RNA, 270 nt
Organism: Protopolystoma xenopodis
Lineage: Eukaryota; Metazoa; Platyhelminthes; Monogenea; Polystomatidea; Polystomatidae
Source: the annotation of a GenBank genome assembly
AUGGUCGGUCUUCUCGGCAUCAUGGUCAAUACCAGCGGCCUCAGCUCGCCCGAGGUACUUACUUGGAGAGAGAUCGUCGGAUAUCUUUUCAGUCGCAAGGAUGUUCCAAGAGUUCUUGGUCAGGCAGCCGGACUCUCCAACACCGGCUUCUUGAGGACCAGCCUUCAAAGGGCAGCCGGAUCCCAGGUCCCAGAUGUUCAGUUUUCACUCAUUCUGGCCGGUUCCUCCAGUCUUAAGGCAUUGCGACAGGUGCGUUUAUACGCCAACUAA